Messenger RNA from Linum trigynum, 4786 nucleotides. The record is from the annotation of a GenBank genome assembly. Lineage: Eukaryota; Viridiplantae; Streptophyta; Magnoliopsida; Malpighiales; Linaceae.
AUCUAACUCGAAUGUUAACCUUUUUGUAACCAUUUAUUCUAUUGUCAAUUUUCUAAAUUAAUAUUCCAGAGCUAGUCAGCCAACAAAAGCAAAAAAAAAAAAAAAAAACAACAAGGUUAUCAAAAUUAAAAAUCUAAAAAAUCAUCUUCCUCCCUUGUGUUAUUGUUGUAAGUUACAACAUCCUAAACUAUUGCCUAAAAUGAGAAUAAACAAAAAGAAAAUCGCACAAAAUAAACAAAUUUUCUUUUUCUUCCUUCUCCCAUCUCUAUCCAAUCAAUCUCUCAAUGAAAUGAUCCCUCCAUUCCCUUGAUUCAAAAUCCAGUAAAAAAAAAAAAAAAACAAAAUACAGUGAUCUGCCAUUUCCAUCCAGGAAAACAACAGCAAAGAAUUCCCUCUCUUCCGCCAUUUCCUUGUCCUUGAAGAACCAUUUUCCCUCUCACAGAGGGAAGAUGGCGACAGAAAGAAUAAGAAAAAAACCAGGAAGAAGAAUGAAAACUCCUUCAUCACUACCGCCAAAUUCAAAACCAAGCUCGACCCAUUACGGCUCGUCGACGGAACCCCAAUACCCAUAUCAUGGAAUGGCCGCCGCCGCCGCAUUUGCCACGUUCCUCUUGCUGAGCUCCAUCCCGUCCUUUGCCGCCGGCGCGCCAUUUGUGCCGGACGACCGAUUCCUAAUCGCCUGCGGAUCCAAGAGCCAGCUCCAACUCCCCGACGGCCGCACGUUCAUGAGCGACGAAGAAGCCAAAGGGUUCCUCAAGAGCGAAGAGAACAAUCUCGCCUCCGUUCCUUCCGCCGACGUCCCUUCCUCUGUUUACCUAAACGCCAGGAUUUUCACCGCCGAGGCAACCUAUAGUUUCACCCUAAAAUCCCCCGGAUGGCAUUGGGUUCGCCUCUAUUUCUACCCACUGAAGAACAAUAACAAGGAUUUGAAAACGGCUAGGUUUACGGUGACGACGGAUAAAUACGUUCUGCUCCACGAUUUCAAUCAGGGGAACGAGACCGCCGUCUUCAAAGAGUACCUUCUACACCUAACAGACCAGAUCUUCUCGAUCCACUUCAAGCCGACGAAAGAUUCCGCAGCUUUUAUCAACGGGAUUGAAAUUGUUUCCGCUCCCGACGAAUUGAUCGCCGAUGAAGGAACUGGGCUUUUCCCGGUGAGCGGAUUCCCUGGCUUGAACAAUUACGGGUACCAGGUUGUUUACAGGUUGAAUAUGGGUGGGAGUUUGAUUACUCCGAAGAAUGAUACUUUGGGGAGGACAUGGGAUAAUGAUAGGCGUUACCUUAAGGCGGAGGUUUUGGCUCAGAAUGUAACAGUCCCAACCUCGGCUAUUAACUAUGGGAAGACGAUUACGCCAUUGAUAGCGCCGCCUUAUGUGUACGCAACUGCAGAUAAGAUGGCUGAUGCGCAAACGAACGAGGCCAAUUUCAAUAUUACCUGGAAUUUGGAUGCUGACCCUUCGUUUAAUUAUCUGAUCCGGCUUCAUUUCUGUGACAUUGUGAGCAGGUCUUUGAAUUCUCUCUACUUCAAUGUGUAUAUCAAUGAGAGAACAGCCAUCGCUUCGCUGGAUUUGUCUGGGCUUACAGGUCAAUUAGCAUCUCCAUACUUCAAAGAUAUUGUGGUGAGUUCUGCGUUGAUAACUAAAGGGCUUGUAGUUGAGAUUGGUCCUACGCAUGUGGAUACAGGAAGUAAAGAUGCUGUUUUGAAUGGUUUGGAAGUGCUGAAGAUGAGCAAUUCUGUUGAUAGCUUGGAUGGAGAGUUUGGUAUUGAUGGGCGGCAAGCUAUAACGAAUCGCAACACGGUUGCAGCUGUUGGGUUUGCGAUGAUGUUUGGAGCUUUUGUGGGUCUGGGUGCAAUGGUGAUGAAGUGGCAUAAAAGGCCACAGGAUUGGCAGAGAAGGAGCAGUUUCUCCUCGUGGUUACUUCCCCUCCACGCUGGUGAUAGUAGUUUCCUCUCCAAGGGUUCAUUGGGUUCCCACAAGUCGAACUUCCACUCGUCGACAUUUGGGUUGGGGCGAUUCUUCUCCCUCGCGGAGUUGCAGGAAGCUACCAAGAACUUCGAUUCGAGCUUCAUAAUCGGGGUGGGAGGGUUUGGAAAUGUGUAUCUUUGUGAGAUUGAUGAGGGCACCAAAGUUGCUGUCAAAAGAGGGAACCCACAAUCCGAACAAGGGAUCAACGAGUUUCAGACGGAGAUUCAGAUGUUGUCGAAGCUGAGGCAUAGGCAUUUGGUUUCGUUGAUAGGAUACUGUGACGAGAACGAUGAGAUGAUCUUGGUUUACGAGUUCAUGUCUCAGGGACCCUUUAGGGACCAUCUCUAUGGCAAGAACUUGCCCCCGUUGUCGUGGAAGCAGAGGCUGGAGAUCUGCAUUGGCUCAGCUCGUGGGCUGCAUUACCUGCACACAGGGACAGCACAAGGGAUCAUUCACAGGGAUGUCAAGACAACGAACAUCUUGCUCGACGAUGCAUUCGUGGCUAAAGUUGCUGACUUUGGAUUGUCGAAAGAUGGGCAGAUGGGGCAGAACCAUGUGAGCACUGCUGUGAAGGGAAGCUUUGGGUACUUGGAUCCAGAGUAUUUCAGGAGGCAGCAGCUGACUGAUAAAUCCGAUGUGUAUUCCUUUGGGGUGGUGUUACUAGAGGCAUUGUGUGCUAGGCCGGCGAUUAAUCCAGCACUGCCGAGGGAGCAAGUGAAUUUGGCUGAGUGGGCUAUGCAGUGGAAGAGGAAAGGGUUGUUGGAGAAGAUCAUCGAUCCUCAUCUUGCCGGGGCUAUCUGCCCCGAAUCGAUGACCAAAUUCGCUGAGGCUGCGGAGAAAUGCUUGGCUGAACAUGGCGUGGAUAGGCCUAGCAUGGGAGAUGUGUUGUGGAACUUGGAGUAUGCAUUGCAGCUUCAAGAGCAGUUCUUACAAGGGAAGAAUGGAGAUGAUAAUGGGGAUAAAGAAUCUCCAACAGGAGCACCUGGUGCAGCUCCUGCUGCUGCUACUACUGUUCCUAUUGCUGCCUCACCAGCUUCAUUGCCACCUGCUGCUCCCCAGACCUCUGAUUCUUCUUCUUCGCGGGAUAAGGAGAAUCAGAAUCAAGGAGGGCCAAGUGAAGUUCCUGCCAUUAGUGAACACUCUGGCACUGCCAUGUUUGCACAAUUCUCUGACCUAAGUGGAAGGUAACCCAUAUGCCAUGAAGAUCACCAUCACUUGAUACAUUUGUUGGAGUUGGCAUAAGAUCUACAAAGAAGAUGUAGGAUAUGUAGAAAGGUUUGGAGGGAUCAUCCUCAACAUAUAUAUGGGAAUGGAAUAGUACAUUGCUUGAGCAGAAAGUUUGCUUUUUUCCCCUUGUACACUGGUGUUUGUAUAGUAUGUUUUAUCAAGUCCUUAACACCUUCUUCCUCCUCAUUUCUUUGGGUGAAAUCUUCCUCCUCAUCUUUACUGUUUGAAUAUUCGUAUGAAAUUUGUAACUGGUGACCUACCCUCAUCCUAAUUAUUGUUGUAAAACCUGGUAUGGAAAUGGAUGUGAUCAUAAUUACAUAUGCAUUCAUUCUUCUACUCUUCUUCUCCUAAUUCAGAAGAACCUAGGAUAUGACAGAUUUCUAGUCAUUUGAAUGUAGAACUGGGUCAAAUAGAGACAAGCAAAUGAAAAUGGCAGAUGUGGCUUACAUGUCUUAUUGAACUCUUUUUUUCUUCUUCUUUUAUAAUGAAGUCUUAUUGAACUCUUACAUGUUCUUAAAAAUAACCUUAAUUUAUGAUUGAAUUUUAGGUCUUCUUGUUGUUCAUUAUAGAUCUAAACUAUCAUGAAAAAUUAAAUUCCGUUAUUCCACAUGAUUUUGACGAGUAUGUUGGCCAAGCAAAAAUAAACAAAGUUGAAGCGUUAUGUCCCUCUGUUUAUCAAGAAGCAAAUUAGGCUAUCAUAGAAUCCAAUCUUUGCCCUCUUGAUUAUCAAUAUUUUUUUUAAUGAAUUCGAUAAUCCUGAGAAAAAUUAUCAUAACCAAAUACAUCGUUUGAAGACGUGACCAGGAUCGUAGUAUCUAUUUCAUAAUCAAUAGGUCAAAUUACUUAUACAAUUAUACUAAAAUAUGACCACAAUAACAUAGUUUAGAUGGAUCCUUAAAUCUAUUUCUUCUCAUCAAAAUUAGAUAAUAAAUACUGCCUAAUUGCUUAAGGGGUCCAGUAGGCUGUGCACGGGUGUAGCAUAAGACUCCUGUGACCCACCGAAUGUUUCGGCCCCGUUGUUCUCUUCAGUCUCUGUUGGUCUCCGACGUAAAUUCUCUGUUGGUCUCCGACAAGUUGUUCUCGUUGUCGGGUAUAUCAGUGGAAUCAUCGACGGUGGUGGGUAGGCAAAGAAGAGGUCGGAGUUGGAUUUCUCCGUGUGGGUGGCGGCAGGUUGCUAAUCGCCAAUGAGUUUGAUAGGAUAUGUUGGAAAUGUAUAUGAAUAGCUUUGAAAGCUAUAGAGUCUCAAGUGGAAAAACUACCACAUUUGUAGUUUUACUUGGUGAAAUGGGUAUAAAGAUAGGAGCCUCUCUCCUAAGGGCAUGACCCUUGAGGUGACCCACUUUUGUGGGGGAGGGAGGACCUAAUGGACCACCAAACACGCGCGCGCGCCGUCCGUCCGGUCGGUCGCUUCACUUAAGACUACAUAUAUAUUUUUGGAGAAAUUUCGAACGAAAUUAACUAUCUAAUAAUUAAUUAUUAAUCGGUUAUUCUGAGGAAUAUUCUAAGGAUAAUCGACUAAAAAAGGAAUAUUCGAAGGAUAAUCCCUCCGGGUUUAUCUUAACCGACGGUUUUAAUUAAGGAAGUAAUUAUCU